GUAGCUGAAGUGCCCAUAAGGAGGUUCUGCAGGAGCUGAGGUGUGUUGCAUGAGGUUCUGCAGCAUUGAGAUAUGCAUUAUUUUGUAGCUGAAGUGCCUAUAAGGAGGUUCUGCAGCAGCUGAGGUGUGUAUUGUGAGGUUCUGACUAGUCAUUCCCUUUACCAGUGAUGGUCUAUGAUGGAGCUGGUAUCUAUAUGACUGGCACCGAGUGUGCAAUCUCAUCAACACCGGAACCCUACGGGUACAAAUCUGACAAAACUCAAAGGGUAGUGGUAAAGGGGGAAGGAGGGGGAGGAGGGCACAGGAGGCCGAAAAGCAGAAGGAACUGAGUCUGAUGGCAGCUGUGAAACUCUGAAGACACUUCUUCCCGCUGAGACACCUGCCUACAAUCUCUGCCAACCCUGGACCCGACCAUCCAGAGAUAGAAGGAGAUCUGAGGGCAGGGAAACCCAGAACUGGGCACUAAUCUAUAGGGCUUCUACCUACCUCAUCCAGCCAAUGAUCAUCACUGACCCUGCAGACCACCAUCUACUGACCACUGUGUGAGCCAGGACCCCAGGAGCUGCAGUCAUCUAGAGAGCAUCUACCUACCUACCUCAUCCAGCCAAUGAUCAUCAAUGACCCUGCAGACCACUAUCUACUGACCACUGUGUGAGCCAGGACCCCAGGAGCUGCAGUCAUCUAGAGAGCAUCUACCUACCUACCUCAUCCAGCCAAUGAUCAUCAAUGACCCUGCAGACCACUAUCUACUGACCACUGUGUGAGCCAGGACCCCAGGAGCUGCAGUCAUCUAGAGAGCAUCUACCUACCUACCUCAUCCAGCCAAUGAUCAUCAAUGACCCUGCAGACCACUAUCUACUGACCACUGUGUGAGCCAGGACCCCAGGAGCUGCAGUCAUCUAGAGAGCAUCUACCUACCUACCUACCUACCUCAUCCAGCCAAUGAUCAUCAAUGACCCUGCAGACCACUAUCUACUGACCACUGUGUGAGCCAGGACCCCAGGAGCUGCAGUCAUCUAGAGAGCAUCUACCUACCUACCUCAUCCAGCCAAUGAUCAUCAAUGACCCUAAAGACCACCAUCUACUGACCAUGGUGUGAGCCAGGACCCCAGGAGCUGCAGUCAUCUAUGGGGGUUCUACCUACCUCAUUCAGCCAAUGAUCAUCAAUGACCCUGCAGACCAACAUCUACUGACCACGGUGUGAGCCAGGACCCCAGGAGCUGUAGUCAAGGUAAAAUGGCUGUAGGCCGGAUACUGAAGCAAGGGUCAACAUUGGGAAGUGUCCUUUUCCUGGCCAUGUUUGCCUGGAACAUACGAUUUGUUCUAUUCUUUGGCUCUGAAGGAAGCUCGGCCGCUCCUAACAAUGAGAUCACCGUACUGAUUUGGCAUUGGCCGUUCCUCAAGCCCAUGAACAUAUCAGGAGACGUCUGUCUCAACAUCUACAACAUCCAGGACUGUAGGUUGACGGACGACCGGAAGAUGUUCAACCGUAGCAAUGUCGUUGUGUUCCACCACAGAGAGCUGAACACCAGAGGUCACAAGAUGCCUGCUGGGCCUCGACCUCCUCAGCAGAUGUGGGUUUUGGCAACUCUAGAGUCUCCAUCCAAUACCAAAGGGCUUUGGAAAUGGAAUAACACCUUCAACUGGACAUUGACUUAUCACGAAGACUCGGACAUCUUCGCACCAUAUGGACAGAUGGUGCAUAAUCUGCCCAUGGCAUUGAAUGACACCGAGAAGACCGGUUUGGUCUCUUGGGUGGUGAGUAAUUACCGACACGUUCAAGAAAGGGUUAAGUUCUUCAAAAGGUUCUCUUUAUACCAAAAAGUGGACGUGUAUGGUAAAGCCAGCAGAAGACCUUUAUGUCCCUCGUGUCUUCUUUCAACCAUGUCCAAGUACCUCUUCUACCUGGCAUUGGAGAACUCCGUGCAUAAAGACUACAUCACAGAGAAGUUAUGGAGGAACGCCUUCCAUGUUGGUGCCGUCCCUAUAGUCCUUGGUCCACCACGGGAGAACUAUGAAAAGUUCAUACCGUCUGACUCCUUCAUCCACGUCUCAGACUUCCCAUCACCCAAACAUCUAUCAGACUUUAUAGGAACAAUCACCCCACAACGAUACAAAGAGUUCUUCCGCUGGAGACAAGACUAUGGCGUCAAACUGUACAACGACUGGAGAGAAAGAUUCUGCAUGAUCUGUGCCAAGUAUCCGAGUCUGAACAAGACCAAAGUCUACGCAGAUAUAGAGGGCUGGUAUAAUAGUGAAAAUGUACGGUGAGCGAUUACAAUUACAUAGGGGGAACAGUGCUGAGCCCUAAACUAUAACUACUAUAAUACUGCUCCUAUAUACAAGAUUACAACUAUAAUACUGCUCCUAUAUACAAGAAUAUAACUACUAUAAUACUGCUCCUAUAUACAAGAAUAUAACUACUAUAAUACUGCCCCUAUAUACAGGAAUAUAACUACUAUAAUACUGCUCCUAUAUACAAGAAUAUAACUACUAUAAUACUGCUCCUAUAUACAAGAAUAUAACUACUAUAAUACUG
Hyla sarda is the source of this 2539-nucleotide messenger RNA. It is a transcript of the gene FUT7, whose product is annotated as fucosyltransferase 7. The record is from RefSeq and is a predicted model, not a curated record. Gene Ontology annotation, cellular component: membrane. Gene Ontology annotation, molecular function: alpha-(1->3)-fucosyltransferase activity. The transcript is spliced from 2 exons. The coding region runs from base 1237 to 2271 and encodes 344 amino acids. NCBI's taxonomy places the organism in Eukaryota, Metazoa, Chordata, Amphibia, Anura, Hylidae.